GCCUUCCCUCACUAUACACCUCCACACUACCACUAGCACUCCCAUCAUUAUUUCCCAUCAAUGGCUUGCUCAACAAAGCUAUUUUGCUUUGUCGUCCUCCUAGCUCUCCUCUCUCUGCAAACUCAGGCCAGAGAAAGCCAGUUCUUCAGCAAAGUUACCAACAAUAACUAUGUCAAAGACCCGGAGUUUCACAGCAAAGAAGAAGUUGUGAAUAAGCAAGAAGAAGAGCCCACAUUCAUCCCCCAGACCCAAACUGGUUAUGGCCUUUACGGUCACGAGACAAUCGAGGUUUCUCCUACUACAACCACACCCACUCCCACCACCACCACGCCGACAACCUUCGAACCAUACACCACCACUCCUCAGUACAAAACCCAGUCGGAGGAGCCCGUCAACAAGUACCCAAAAUCCUACAAUACUGACCACUACAACAAUAACAACAACAAUUACUACAACAAUGAGAACACCUUUGAGAACACCCAAAAUGGCAGGAGGACUGAGACCAGGACCAGGCUUGCUGGAAGUGGCUACGUGGCUAACCCGAACGGCUACGACAACAACAAUGGUGGUAGCUACCAUGUUGAGAGACAAGGCAUGAGCGACACCAGGUUUAUGUCAGGUGGUAAGUAUUACUAUGACAUUAACAGCGAGAAGAAUUAUGAUCAGAAUCAGUAUGGAAACUCCAGGGUUGUGGACUCGAAGAAUAACUGGUACAACAACAGGGGUUACUAUGGUAAUAAAAAUGGCGGAAACUUGUACGACAAUAAUAACUCCUUUGAAGGGUAUCAGAACCAAGAGGAGUUCCAAGAGAACAAGGAAGAGUUCGAGCCCUGAGCUAGCAAGCUGCGUCGAUGAUCGACAAAGUGAAGCAGAUUGGUUGAUCGAUGAUUCGUUAUAUCUCUUAUAGUUAUCCCCUGUUAUUGGCGUUCGAUAUAUAUGUUUUUAAUUAUGGCUUUUAGUUGGAAAAAGAAAUUAAAUAUGAGCAUAGACUAAUUAAUUUAUCUAUUGAUGGAUGUUAAGUCUAUUUUUGUUUUUCUUUGUUUCGGGUUUGCAUAUAAGGCUUUGGAAAAGCUGAAGUAUGGGAGUAUAAUACUGCUUUUUGUUAUGAAAUGGUCAAUAAGUGUAUAUUGUAAUA
This is a messenger RNA of Ziziphus jujuba (common jujube), 1135 nucleotides long. RefSeq names its product protein E6. The transcript has a single exon. The coding region runs from base 61 to 834 and encodes 257 amino acids. The record is from RefSeq and is a predicted model, not a curated record. Lineage: Eukaryota; Viridiplantae; Streptophyta; Magnoliopsida; Rosales; Rhamnaceae.